Molecule: messenger RNA, 1584 nt
Organism: Macrosteles quadrilineatus (aster leafhopper)
Lineage: Eukaryota; Metazoa; Arthropoda; Insecta; Hemiptera; Cicadellidae
Product: titin-like
Exons: 3
Coding region: 1-1584 (527 amino acids)
Source: RefSeq, a predicted model, not a curated record
AUGAAGCGUCUUCUAGUUUUGUUGUUGGUGACUGCUGUCUUCGCCGAGGAGAAGAAGAUAGAAGAGAAGACAGAAGAGAAGAAACAUGGCAAGAGAGGAAUAGAAGACUUCGGUGGACACGAGUUCAGUGGUGGAGACUUUAGUAGACAUGAUUUUGGAGAUCAUGGUUUUGGGGGACAUGACUUUGGGGGCCAUGACUUCGGGGGCCAUGACUUUAGUAAUCAUCACCACCACGAGGUGAAGACCAUCACGAUAGAGAAGGAGGUGAAGGUGCCGUACCCGGUCCACGUGGAGAAGAAGGUACCGUACCCUGUCAAGGAGUACAUUCCUAAACCUUACCCUGUCGAGAAGAAAAUACCCUACCCUGUGAAGGUGCAUGUAGAGAGGCCAGUUCCCGUGCAUAUCCCCAAACCUUACCCCGUCUACGUAGAGAAGAAGGUGCCCUACCCUGUAAAGAAACAUAUCCCUUACCCGGUCAAGGUGCAUGUCCCCCGGCCUGUCCCCUAUCACGUUCCUGUUGUCAAACACGUGCCUUACCCCGUCGAGAAGAAAGUCCCUUAUCCUGUCAAGGUGCCAGUUGAGAAACCAGUCCCCUACCCUGUGGAGAAGCCUUACCCCGUCCACGUAGAGAAGAAAGUUCCCUACCCGGUGGAGAAGGAGGUGCCAUAUCCAGUAAAGGUUCCGGUUCACAUCCCAGUCCAUACAUCAGUGGAGAUGAAGUGUCUUCUAGUCUUGUUGUUGGUGACUGCUGUCUUCGCCGUGGAGAAGAAGGUCGAAGAUAAGAAAGAAGAGAAGACACAUGACAAGAGAGGAAUAGAAAACUUCGGUGGACACGAGUUAAGUAAUGGAGACUUUGGUGAACAUGAUUUACAAAGUCAUGGUUUUGGAGGUCAAGACUUCGGAGAACAUGACUUUAGUAAUCAUCACCACCACGAGGUGAAGACCAUCACUAUAGAGAAGGAGGUGAAGGUGCCGUACCCGGUCCACGUGGAGAAGAAGGUACCGUACCCUGUCAAGGUGCACGUCGAGAGGCCGGUCCCAUACCCUGUGGAGAAACCUUACCCUGUGACUGUGGAGAAGAAAGUGCCUUACCCGGUCAAGGAGUACAUCCCUAAGCCUUACCCUGUCGAGAAGAAGAUUCCUUACCCUGUGAAGGUUCCUGUGGUUAGACCAGUCCCCGUGCAUAUCUCCAAGCCUUACCCCGUCUACGUAGAGAAGAAGGUGCCUUACCAUGUAGAGAAACACAUCCCCUACCCGGUCAAGGUGCAUGUCCCCCGGCCUGUCCCCUAUCUCGUUCCUGUUGUCAAACACGUGCCUUACCCCGUCGAGAAGAAAGUUCCUUAUCCCGUCAAGGUGCCAGUUCAGAAGCCAGUCCCCUACCCUGUGGAGAAGCCUUACCCCGUCUACGUAGAGAAGAAGGUUCCCUACCCGGUGGAGAAGGAGGUGCCGUAUCCAGUCAAGGUUCACAUUCCGGUCCAUGUCCACGAGCAUCAUGCACAUGAGGAACAUCACUUCGGAGGACAUCACCACCAAGAAGAGAAGCAAGGACACGAAAUUUUCCACUUUGGCAACCAUGAACUAUAA